AUGGCAGGACAAUGGGUUACCACCCAGGAAGUUAUUGACGAGCUCAAUCGCGUCAAGGCGGAGAUGGCGACGUUGAAGGAGAGCUAUGUUGCGUCGUGCAUGGAGAUCCAAAGCUUGAAGUCCGCCAAGAAGACGUCAAAGGGGCCUAAGCCUCGCAAUGUUCGUGGCGUCUCCAGGAUGCGGAAUCUGGACGGCGAGGGGUUCGAGACUCCUGUGAAUCAUGUUGAUCCGGAAGAUGCUGAUGAUUCGGAAAAGGAAGAUGCCGACGGCGGCGAGUAUGACGGCACUGAUCCCUUGAAAGAGCCCGUCCAAGGCCGUCUCGAUGAUGCUAUCCAACAGCGUCUCCAGCAACUAGAAGACAUGAUCGCUCGCAUCCCUGGUGUCCCCAGGCCUAUGGAAAAAGCUACUCCUAACAGUUAUGCUGAUUCUCCUUUUGCAGAUCCCAUCGCGUUGAUCGAGGUGCCCAAGAGGUUCUCUGUCCCAUCCAUGAAGCUUUAUGACGGCACCGCAGAUCCCAACGACCAUGUCGCUCAGUACAAACAAAGAAUGAUCACCAUCUCAAUCCCAAAGAAUAUGCAGGAAGCGUGCAUGUGCAAAGGAUUUGGCUCUACGCUGACUGGGCCAGCUUUGCAGUGGUUCAUUAAUCUCAAUAACGGGACUAUCUCUUCUUUUGCUCAAUUGGUUAAUGCUUUUAAUAUGCAAUUUGCUAGUAGUCGCAAAAUGGAAAAACAAGCUAGCGACUUACACAAGAUUGUGCAAAAGUCUGACGAUCUCUUAAAGAAUUUGACGGCCAUCGAGGCGUUCAGACGUGGCUUGGACGAGGAAUCAGACCUCUACAAGGAGCUGACCAAAUAUCCAUGUCCGACGUUCGAAGAUGCUCAAGCCAAAGCGUUGGCCCAAAUCAGGCUGGAGGAAGACAUGCAGUCCAGAAAGGCCUAUGCCAAUGCCGACAGCCGGAAGGCGGCGUCCAACAAGCAAGCAUCGUGGCGUCAAAAGCCUUAUGAGCGCCCGCAGCAGGUUCAUAGCGUCCGUCAUGACGGACCAGCCAAUGAUUGGAAGAAUGAUCCCGGCCUUCCCCCCAAGCUAAGCGAAUAUGGCUUUCAACGUCACUAUGGGAGGAACGAGAAAUCGACGGCCCAUCGCGACAAAUCCAAAUGGUGCGAGUUCCACGGAGACCAUGGGCAUCACACCGACGAGUGUGUCGCUCUGAGGCGAGAGGUGUCCACCUGCUGA
Messenger RNA from Beta vulgaris subsp. vulgaris (sugar beet), 1233 nucleotides. RefSeq lists its product as uncharacterized. NCBI's taxonomy places the organism in Eukaryota, Viridiplantae, Streptophyta, Magnoliopsida, Caryophyllales, Amaranthaceae. The coding region runs from base 1 to 1233 and encodes 410 amino acids. The transcript is spliced from 3 exons. The record is from RefSeq and is a predicted model, not a curated record.